GAGCACAGAACCGCAUUAACUCACUACAGAAAAGAUGACUUCACAAGCCUUUUUCCUGUUUUUCAUUUUUUUGUUAUUUUUUCUGCUGAUAUCCGAAGGGACUGAAUAUGAACUCAAAUCAAAGGAGGAGCAGUUGCUAGAGAAAAUAUCUAGUUUAGAAGUUAAAGUAGGAAUACUUGAGAAUCAAGCUGAAAUGAGGAGCAAGGUUAUAAAAGAUGUAAUUGCAAAGGAAAUCGCUGAAAUAAAGACGGCGCUGGAACCACUUAACGAGAAACACCGGAAACUGUCAGAGGAUGUUGCAACUCUGAAAGCGAUAAAAAUUAAUAAGACGGUGGAGUCUACACAUGCAGUAGAGACCGAUAACGAUCCAGUUAUCGCCUUCAGUGCACACAAUCCAACUCGCAGUAGUCUCAGUAUAGGACAAACGUUUGUGUUUGGUAGCGUUGCCCUUAAUGAAGGUAACGGCUAUAAUUCGUCUAGCGGCGAGUUCACAGCACCAGCAGGCGGCUUAUAUCAGUUUUCAGUUCACGUGUGCAAUGGCGGAGGGAAACACGUAGCUUCUGCUAUUGUCCAUGACGAUACUUACGUCGCAUACAGUGUCCAAUAUCAGCCAUCGGGAAGCAGUUGUAGUUCAGUCAACGCACUACUUAUGAUGACACCGGGUCAGAAAGUUCUUGUUAAGUGCACUUACUCAACUUGGUUCACAGAAGAUCAGUAUCGGCGUGCAACAUUCAUGGGUGUUCUUAUUCAUAAAACAGCCUAGCUGUAGACUGUAGUUUGCAGUUUUGACAUUUUUUCCUUUUAACAAAACUUUUCAGUCAUAGUCGUAUGUAUGUCCGUCCAUAUGUAUAGCCAGCACAGACAGACAAAGUUCACAUUAGAAAGAAUAUUAGAUAAAAUUUAGAAUGUGUUUACCUAUGACCGCAUACCGUCGAAACAAUAUCAAUCACAUGCAUUUUUAGUCAAUACUUUUGCAUAAAAAGGAAUAAUGUAUAAGAACAAUGAGACAUUGUUUUUAGAAGUACCGCCGGCAAUUCCAGAUGUAGAGCAUGUGUCUUAUUAUUUUUUAAUAGAUUUCACGAUGGUCUUUCAAAUUUGUAGAUUCAUCGCUUUUUUCUGGUCCGUCUCGAUGCAUUUCGAAUGCAGUCGAGUUAUUACCUUGCUUUCUGUGCAAUAAACAACAUGGAAAUUUGAGAAUCAGAGCAAAAACACUCACGUGCACAAGAGAUCCCAAUAAAGCUAAAAUAUAGCACCCAAUACACAAACAUUGUUUAUUUGGAUAAGUCAACAGCAUAUUAUAUAUCCUAAAUAAAUGAUAUAACAUGGAA
Messenger RNA from Mercenaria mercenaria, 1328 nucleotides. Its product is annotated as complement C1q tumor necrosis factor-related protein 2-like. The record is from RefSeq and is a predicted model, not a curated record. Gene Ontology annotation, molecular function: protein binding. The transcript is spliced from 2 exons. NCBI's taxonomy places the organism in Eukaryota, Metazoa, Mollusca, Bivalvia, Venerida, Veneridae. Bases 35 to 763 code for a protein of 242 amino acids.